Polyodon spathula (Mississippi paddlefish) is the source of this 2051-nucleotide messenger RNA. RefSeq names its product solute carrier family 30 member 7 (gene slc30a7). The coding region runs from base 91 to 1020 and encodes 309 amino acids. Gene Ontology annotation, molecular function: zinc ion transmembrane transporter activity. Lineage: Eukaryota; Metazoa; Chordata; Actinopteri; Acipenseriformes; Polyodontidae. The record is from RefSeq and is a predicted model, not a curated record. The transcript is spliced from 9 exons. Gene Ontology annotation, biological process: intracellular zinc ion homeostasis; zinc ion transport; transmembrane transport. Gene Ontology annotation, cellular component: Golgi apparatus; membrane.
UUUCUCUGCCGCAACAGACAAGUCGCUGUGUGAUCCUCGGUCUGUGUAGCUUGAACCGCUGAGGGGGAAUCAGUAUAUUGGAGUGAUACAAUGCUACCUUUAUCAAUUAAAGAUGACGAAUACAAGCCAGCCAAAUUCAAUCUGCUUUUCAAGAUGUCGGGAUGGUUCAGAUCAAUUCUUUCUGACAAGACGUCCAGGAACCUGUUCUUUUUUCUGUGUUUAAAUCUGUCCUUUGCGUUUGUGGAAUUACUGUACGGAAUAUGGAGUAACAGUUUAGGCCUUAUAUCAGAUUCCUUUCAUAUGUUCUUUGACUGUACGGCCCUCUUGGCAGGAUUAGCAGCUUCGGUAAUUUCGAGGUGGAGAUCCAAUGAUGCAUUCUCAUAUGGGUAUGUGCGAGCGGAGGUCUUGGCCGGCUUUGUAAACGGCCUCUUCUUAAUCUUCACAGCCUUUUUCAUCUUCUCAGAAGGAGUGGAGGUAUGCUGUGUGUCUAAAGCCAAUGCAAUGUACCAACCAAUUUGGGCUAGGCUCUUUUGUUUUCAAACAGAUGAACCCUGCAGUCCACCAGCAAAAGGCCCCAACAAGCAGAUCUUACAAGGAAUCUUCUUGCACAUUGUAGCAGACACCCUUGGAAGUGUUGGUGUAAUCAUAUCUGCUUUGCUGAUGCAGAAUUAUGAUCUCAUGAUAGCAGACCCAAUCUGCUCCAUGAUAAUCUCCUUACUUAUAGGAGUAAGUGUUGUUCCGCUGCUCAGAGAAUCUAUUGGAAUACUAAUGCAGAGGACCCCUCCUUCACUGGACCAUGUUCUCCCAGAGUGUUACCAGCGGGUCCAGCAGCUCCAAGGAGUUUACAAUCUGCAGGAGCCACACUUCUGGACCCUUUGUACCGACGUUAACAUUGGAACUCUGAAGCUGUUAGUAGCCCCUGAUGCGGAUUCCCGGUGGAUUUUAAGUCAGACGCACAACAUCUUCACCCAGGCAGGAGUUAGGCAACUUUAUGUACAGAUUGAUGUUGCAGCUAUGUAGUGAGACUUACAUUGGACUCCUUGGACCAAAGCCUUCCUGGUACUGUAGUAAUCAAUGCCAUCUGUCCGUCUGGCAUUAAACACCUCUGUCAAGAAAGAGGGACCAAGCUGGACAUGCAUAUGCUCUGGAUGCCUCGGAAGUUAUUUCUUUUGAAGAAACUUGCCAUUGAAAUAAUAUGUAGAACACAAUUGUUGGACUUUUUUGUCUUUUUACCUGCACCCAUAGAACAGUCUCAAUUAUGAUUUAUUUUUGUAUAAUUAUGAUUCUCAACCAUACAGUAGUAUUGUUAUUUGUAUUAUUAGGUUAUUACAUUUUGUACACCAUAUGCUUAGCAGAGUCUCCAAAACUGAUAAUUCCUGUAGACAUACAUAAAAGAAAAAAAGGGAUUUUUUUUUUUUUUUUUUUUUGUAAAUAACACCUCAAUAGCUGAUGUCCUGAUAUGUAAUUCAAAUGUUUGUAAUCUGUUGUUUGCACUUUGCAGACUUUAUGAGCCAAACCAUAUUGGGUUUUCCAAGUGCCUUUUGACCACUAUGAUUAUGGACAAUCUGGGCUGGGCAUUAAGACAUGGCCUGUUUUAAUCUGAACUCUUGGAUGAGAUUUAACAAACAGAUGAUGGGGUGGUGGAGAGGUUUUGAAAAGCUAUUCUCAUCUAUUUGAUACUGAAUGAAGUAGCUUUUUUCUCUCUUUCUCGCUCUCUUUUGUUACAUAGUUCAGAUCUACAGCAGGGUUACGACAAAACGUUUAUCCACUGCUAUGGUUCUUAACAUGGCUACAGCUACUUGAUUUCAUGACAAUUCCACGUUACCAUUUUUAAACACAAACAUCCCUGGGGGCAGUGCACACUUGCUUAAUUGAGUUUUAUUGCACAUCUGUGUUGUCCCAUUAAAGGGAUAAACGUUAAAACAUAUGUGCAGAAACAGAAAUUCAGAUUUUGAUGAUUUUAUUUUCCUGUUGUAUGUUGAUUAAACAAACUUGGGUGUAUAGAUGACCGACUCUCUUUUUGCAAUAAAAAAGGUUAUCAAACAUGGUGA